AUGGCACGGCACAACAUUCUAGGCGACUACUCGAUCCCAGAGGAAACGAAGCGAUUGCUCCAAGAUGGAAUCCUAAACAACGAUCUUCACAAGGAUCUGCCGCCAGACAUCGCACAAUGUGCAGCGAAAGUCACGUAUGAAGGCACGUCUUUGCCGUCCAUCGCAGUCAACUGGCGGCUUGCCGAGAGCAUGGCCGCACUCAAAGGCUUCGAAGCUGCGAUGAUCAACGUCUUGCUCGUGAGGGGAUACGGCAUCGAGCCAUUGCCGAUCAAGAUCAACACAGAUCACGCACAAUUACUGUUCAUGAGCUCGUUGCUACUUUCGAUCGAACCCGGCCCAGAAUUCGCAGUCGAGCCAACCCCAGUGAGAGAGCUGAGUGCAAAGUACUCCCAUCUCUUCCCAUUACAGGACGUUCAUGACAUGGCCAACUCGCUGUAUCGUCGUGCAGCGACAAACAUCUACAAGACGAGCGAUGACCAGUACAUCCAUUUGCAUGGCAGCUUGAACCCCGGUCCAACCAUCGCCGCGCUGGAAAUGGCCCCAGAUCGACCAGAAAUCCAGACACUACCUGCUUCGUACCAGCCCUAUGAAGAGGUCUGUUCUAAAAGAACAGCACAAGACCUCGAAGUUCUGCUCAACGAAGAGGCAGAACAAGCAUGUACCAUCGCCUGGACGCCCGAGCAAUUUCGCAACAGCGAGCACGGUCAAGCCAAUGCAAAGACCGGUCUCUACGACAUUCACCACAGGGACGUCGCCACUCAAGGACCUUCCUGGUGGCUGCCGACUGGAGCAACUUCACUAUCGAGACCGCUGGCUGGCCUAAAGGUUGUGGAUCUGACACGUGUCAUUGCGGGCCCAUCGAUAGCCCGCGGCCUGGCAGAGCUGGGGGCAAGUGUAAUGCGCGUAGCGGCUCCACAUUUGCCAGACUUCACCGGUCUCCAUCCCGAUCUCAACUGGGGAAAGUGGAAUGCUUUCUUGGAUCUACGAGAAGAAGGCGACAGGAUGAAGUUGCGAGAGCUGAUUGCUGAGGCUGAUGUGUUGUUGGACGGUUAUCGCCCUGGCAGGUUUGAGAAAUACGGUUUCGGAGUUGAGAAUGUGCUCGAAUUGUGCAGAUCACGUCCUCGAGGCGUUGGCUGGGUGGGUCCGUGGAAGCACAGAAGCGGAUGGCAGCCGGUCAGCGACGCGAAUACCGGCAUAUCCUGGGGCUUUGGACGUGCGAUGGGCAAUGAAGAGCCAUGCACACCAGUCUGGCCAAACUCCGAUUACUGUACAGGCGUUGUAGGCUGCGCUGCAGUUCUGCACGCACUCAUCCAGCGAGGAGAGCGCGGAGGCUCUUAUGUGGUCGACAUCGCCCUGAACUAUUACAACAGCUGGCUUCGCGAUACCUGUGGCGAGUAUCCUGAGGAUGUCUGA
Fulvia fulva is the source of this 1413-nucleotide messenger RNA. Its product is annotated as Acetyl-coenzyme A transferase. Bases 1 to 1413 code for a protein of 470 amino acids. The record is from RefSeq and is a predicted model, not a curated record. NCBI's taxonomy places the organism in Eukaryota, Fungi, Ascomycota, Dothideomycetes, Mycosphaerellales, Mycosphaerellaceae. The transcript is spliced from 6 exons. Gene Ontology annotation, molecular function: catalytic activity.